Trichoderma aggressivum f. europaeum is the source of this 1497-nucleotide messenger RNA. RefSeq lists its product as uncharacterized. The transcript is spliced from 4 exons. The record is from RefSeq and is a predicted model, not a curated record. NCBI's taxonomy places the organism in Eukaryota, Fungi, Ascomycota, Sordariomycetes, Hypocreales, Hypocreaceae. Bases 1 to 1497 code for a protein of 498 amino acids.
AUGCCGCCACUCAGCACCACACAUGUCUUCAAGUUUGGACUUACCACGCCGCCUGCAACUGAGUCUCUGGAAACUCUGAUUCUGGAGCACCUCGAAUUGGCCGCUCACAAAGUCGAGCUGGCUGCGGGUGACUUAUUCUCUGCCUCUGCCCCGUCGUCGGAGUCGUGCCCAGCCGGACCACAAGAUGUCGCCGCUCUGGUGACCGAGAUGGGAGACUACUUAGCCCGAACCGCCCUGAUAUGGUCCUCUCUCAUUCAAAGUCUCAUCCAGGGACCUCACAUUGAUCAUGUUACUCUACAAAUCCUCGAAAAGUCCCGAGCAGACACUCGGGUUUCAGACCUCGCCGCGUCCGUUUCCAUGGACGUGACCCUCAGUCGCCUUCGGUAUGUAUAUGUUGCUUCUUCUUCAACCGUUUCUGCCCUCCUUCCUUACCUUUUGCUUCCCCCCCUUGUCAACAUUAAGAUGCGCGACCUGGCAGAGCAGUACGCUCGAGACGUUCAAACAGUAUGGACAGUUGGAGGCGGCAGGAGGUCGAGUCUGGCUUCACAUGUGCCCCGGAUGUCCAUCUCGUCACACGACGGCCCCCCAUCCGCUGCCCCAUCGGUGACCUCAUCGGCGACCUCGUUGGACAUGCAAGAGGUGCCUGAUGCGUUCUUGCGCGCACCUAAACGUCGCAAGCAACUUCCCGAUGCCGCCGCUGUACCGCGUGAACGAGCGCCGGCGGUGCCACAUCCACCACUGCCGCCGCUCCCGCUCUUACCGCCGGCUUCAUCACUCUUAUUGCCGCCCAUCUUGUCGGAUACCGCCGACUCAACAGGACCGCCGCUGAGCCACCCACCGCCGAGACCGCCGAAGCUAUCAAGGGCUGCGGCGAGAAGAGAGGCCGAAUCAAGGCCAUUACUAAUUUCAACGCCAAUGGCCCCAAUGCCAAUAGCAGCAGCAUCGGCCACGGCGUCUGAAUCACCACCAACCCCUCCACCACCAGAAACUCCAGAGUCCGUAGCAACGCCGGCGUCCGACGCGACGGCAACUGGGGCAAACCCUCCCGAGCAAGAUGAGUCAGACGACUACUCGGAUGAGAAUGAAUUUGCCGGCAUCAACAUGAAGGCCUUGAAGCAACGAGGCAAGGGCAAAUACUACUGCCCCAGGGGGCAUCAGUGCGACAAAGGCGGAGUCGAUAAACAUGGCAACCUGAUACUCUUCGAUCGUAACUCAUCUUUUGCGCAACACUGUAACAAACAUCGAAAGCCCUGGCGGUGUGAUGUGCCUGGCUGUCCGAAUCCUCCCAAGAAGCGUCGGUUUGCGCGCCGUGACGGGCUGGAACGUCACAAAGCCACAGUCAAGCAUUACUUUAUGACAACAAGGCCAGCUGGGCCUGACGAUCUCACAACGCGCCUCAACAACAAGUGUAAGCGCCUUCUCAAGGAUCGGGUUCCGUCAGCUGGAGAAGGGACAGGACGCAGCACUGGCCAGAGCGGAGUCGAAACGAGUCGGUGA